UUAUUCUGCUCGUUCCAGUGAAUCUGCUAUGCGAAACAACUAUAGUUCUUUGGAGUACAGCCGGACAUGUCAAGCGGCAGCAUCAGGAAUGGCUGCGGGUAAGAGAACAAAAUUUACUUUACAAACACCAUCGUGCCAAUCCCAUGACAUUCCAGGAAUUUUGGGAUUGACGGGUAUACCUGGCUUCAUUUUCUACUUCGUAACGGUGGCGAUUCAAGCGUUAUUCUGGGAAGCCAAAGCCGGAUUUGAGUGGAAAUCGUAUUUUCUUGAUCGAACCCUUUCUGUGACAUAUUCCAUUGUUGGAGGCUUAUUCACUUACAUUCUCUUUUGGGUAUUUUUGUACGGAAUGGUACAUGUCUACUAGUC
Molecule: messenger RNA, 366 nt
Organism: Cylicostephanus goldi
Lineage: Eukaryota; Metazoa; Nematoda; Chromadorea; Rhabditida; Strongylidae
Source: the annotation of a GenBank genome assembly